Molecule: messenger RNA, 321 nt
Organism: Drosophila subobscura
Lineage: Eukaryota; Metazoa; Arthropoda; Insecta; Diptera; Drosophilidae
Exons: 2
Coding region: 141-287 (48 amino acids)
Source: RefSeq, a predicted model, not a curated record
GCGAGGCGAUUUUCGGGAGGGUAUAAAAGCGGAGCACACAGCUCACAAGUCCAACACACCAAUUCGUGGAGCUUUCGCAGUUAAAUCUUUUGCAAGAUCUUGUACAAAAUUCACCCAAACGUAGAGCAACAAAUGUGUCAAUGAAGACACCGGACUCCAAAGCGAAGCUACUUGAUAAUAUUAGUCUCUCUAAACAUCUGUCUUCUAAGAAGGGCGGCUCUCGCACUAGCAACUGCGGCAAUUGUCUGGAAUUCUCGGUGCUCACGCGGCUAUCCAGUGUGCCCUGAAUCCCCCACACAAGCCCGGCUCCAUCCAGCUCCA